Messenger RNA from Bufo bufo (common toad), 2176 nucleotides. It is a transcript of the gene PLP1, whose product is annotated as proteolipid protein 1. Gene Ontology annotation, biological process: axon development; central nervous system myelination. Gene Ontology annotation, molecular function: structural constituent of myelin sheath. The record is from RefSeq and is a predicted model, not a curated record. Gene Ontology annotation, cellular component: myelin sheath; plasma membrane. The transcript is spliced from 7 exons. Lineage: Eukaryota; Metazoa; Chordata; Amphibia; Anura; Bufonidae. Bases 69 to 908 code for a protein of 279 amino acids.
AUUCUGGUGGCAGUUACAGAGAGGAAAAGAUAACAGACUGACAAGGCUCCUCCACAGUACUGAAUACCAUGGGCUGGCACGAUGGUUGCAUUCGUUGUAUGGUUGGAGUUCCAGUUGCUUCAGUCAUUGCUACUGUCCUUUGUUUCACCGGGGUUGCCCUGUUCUGUGGAUGUGGUCAUGAAGCUCUCAGUGGAUCUGAAAAACUAAUUGAGACCUACUUCUCCAAGAACUACCAGGAAUAUGAAUAUCUAAUUCAUGUGGUCAAUGCCUUCCAGUAUGCAAUUUAUGGAAUUGCCAUCUUCUUUUUCUUGUUUGGAAUUCUACUCCUGGCUGAGGGAUUUUAUACCACUACUGCAAUCAAACACAUUCUGGGGGAGUUUAAGCCACAAGCCAUAAAAGGGGGUCUUAUCUCUACUGUCACAGGUGGACCACCCAAAAGCAGAGGUCCGCGUUCAAGACACCCAGUACACACCUUAGAACUGCUUUGCCGUUGUCUAGGGAGGUGGCUGGGACAUCCUGACAAGUUUGUUGGCGUUACAUACAUUGUCACCAUCUUGUGGAUUCUUAUCUUUGCCUGCUCGGCUGUUCCUGUCUACAUUUAUUUCAACACCUGGGUCACUUGCCAGUCUAUUGCAGUUCCAGCAAAAACCUCAGCUGGCAUUAGUAAUCUGUGUGCUGAUGCACGCAUGUAUGGAGUCCUACCAUGGAAUUCAUUCCCAGGGAAAGUGUGUGGAACCAGUUUGCUUGCAAUCUGCAAAACCAGUGAGUUUCAGAUGACAUUCCACCUUUUCAUUGCUGCCUUUGUGGGUGCAGGUGCAACUCUUGUGGCUCUGCUCACAUAUAUGAUAGGUGCAUCUUUCAACUAUGCUGUGCUUCGAGUUACUGGCCGAAGCGAUCGAAAGUUUUAGACUCCAAGAUGAGGACUGAGUAAAAUUGUCUUCAACAAUGUCCAUAACAUAUUUUUAUCCUCUUUAUUUUAAUGUUGGAGUUUUAAUAACGUAUCUGGUAGCUUCUGUAGCUGGUCUGCCCUUUGUACCCAAUUUUAUUUUGCAGAUACCUUCCAGUAAAGGUGGCCAUAUAGUAUAAGGGCUGAUGUCAUGGCGUGACUGUCAACACAAAAGAUCUCUGUCAUAUCUGCUAUAUUUAUUAAAUAAUGCAUAUACUCACAUCUCAGAGAUUGCACACUGAUAGUCAUUUCUGAUUUGCAUGUUCUCAUUAGACAACAUAAUCAAAGCUUUUGGGCCGAUAUAUAAAGAAGUUUGCAGUGGUCGAAAAUGGUCUGUUUACCCUUUUAAACUGUACACUUUAACUCUGGAAAUGUUGUUAUUGUAUUUUUUAAUCCUAAGUACAGCUAGUAUGAAUCUAAAGUAAAAAAGGUACUCAGGUGGAAACCACAAAAAUACAAAUCAAAGUAUGUUUCACAUAAGCAACCAAUAUAGCUAAUUUUCUUUGCUCUACAAUUACCAUAAUCUAUUCAUGUAAAAAUAGUUUAUAUUUACUAGUUCACUAACAAUGUAUCAGUUUACCAUUUUUACAACAUAUCACACCAAUUCACUGCAACAGUUUAUUAUAGGGUUAUUUCAUGCCUGGAAUAUAUAUCCCAACCCCCCUGAGACAGUUCUCACCAAGGAAACAAAGCAGCCUGCCAUUUAUUUCAUACUCUACCUCUCUGGACCCAUAUAUGCGCUUGUAGUAAAUGCUCGGUCUAAUAGCUACUAGAAUUCUAAAAGUAGGAACCGUGAAUAAGGCAUGCUAUUUAUCUACCCAAGUUUUAAUAUUCAUUUAAUUAUUCAUUUAUUUCACUCAUUAUAAUAAAACAUCAAUUACAUUUUGUUAAAUUUAGCCAUGCACGAGUGUGAGAGUAUGUCGCCGAAUUUGACAGUGAUCAAUUUGUUUGCCAGUCAGCCUGAAUCACCAGACUUCAGUGUGGCCUGCAGUACUUUGUACAAGAUAAGACUGUCUUUGUUGAACCUUGCCUAAAGGGGUUAUGCACCAAUUCACUGACCUAUCCUCAGGAUAGAACAUCAAUAUCUGAUUGGCGGGUGUCUGACACCCGCCAUCCCCACUGAUCAGAUGGUUGAAGAAGAGAUGGCACUCCAUGCUAGUGUUGACUCCUCUUCAUUACACUACGAGUCGUCUCCCUUGCAGAGGCGGCGUAUUGUAAUUACGUAUUACA